GGAAAUAUAUGAGUACUGAGUAUAAAAGUGAUAGACGCGUGAUAAAAUAGAAAAGACAUGUCGCCACCUAGUUCACAAGACUCCUCUACAGCUGCGAGCACUUCCUCGGAACAAGAACCGCGUGAAUGGACUCGCUUAGCCCUGAUCGCGAUUUGGGGCGCUUCCGCGUGGUGUCCGAUUCUGUGCAUUUACACAGAAUGCUGGCGUCUAGUCAUAGAGCUACCAGAAGGCGACGCGCUACCCGGCAAUUUGACCCUUCUCGCUCAAUCCGGGAUGCUAGCAGCACUGGUGUUCGGGUGUAUGUUUCGGGGACCGGCAGGUCGGUCCCUGCCUUUGCUGAGGAAGACGAUCAGAUGCGUCCUGUUGGGCGACGUGGUAUUAAGGCUGUACCUAAUACAUCUUUGGACGUAUCCUUGGAACUACGUAUGGAGGAGUAUCCACCUAAGGGAAUAAUACUCUCCCAUAGUACUUUUCAAGGAUGCACUUGGGAGCUGAAUUACGGACAGCUCUAAUGGUAGCGUUGGCCGCGAUGGCGCUGUGCUGGGAUAAGUUUGUCAUUCAUCAGAAGGGGGCGAGUUUUGCGAGUAUAGGACUCUACGGAUGCUACGUGGCUCUGGCGUCGCUUGCGUGUUUAACCAACUUCUCCUAUUGGCCGUUUAUCUUAUGGUGAGGAUUCGCAUUCCCAUUCGCAGCUAUGGACAACGAGCAACGUCGUAAUAUCAAAAAAUAAAAAGAGAGAAGUUGUACUGGAAGUAGAAUUCUACCAAACUAUAAUUCCACGACAGAGUGCGCACGCCGUGGUCUUAAGACCUUUGCUUCUCCGUUCUUUGGUAGUUUUGUCUUGUUCUUCUGGAGAAGGUCCAUUUUCUCUAACUCCUCCUUACAUCGUAGAGUCCAAAAAAACGAUUCCAUCUGGCUGCGUCUUCCUGUCCGGCGGAGCGACUGGGGCUACGUCGUUGAUAUCGGCGAUCGCAACCCUUCAACGCUGGAUCGGCUUCUCACCCACCGUGUACUUCUUGAUCUUCGCAGGCAUUUACGUUGGUCUGUUCCUGCCAGUAUUCUUCAUAUUAGAGAGGAAAGCAGUGAAAGCUGCGGCAAGUAGGGCUACAGGUGAUGAUGCUGAGCAAGCAAAUGCGAGAACGUCGACUACGAGAUCACUGUCGGUGAGCCCCAAUAGUGUCAGCCGACGUGUUGGCUUGGCAGAUUCUCAUGCGCUGAGUGCUACGCGGUUGAUGGACAAUACUGAGGGUGCUGAUGGAGAGGCGCAGCAAGAACCACCGGAAGAACCACGUCGCCCUUUUAAAACGCAACUCGUGUUUUUUGUCAUUUUCAUCGCAGGGUCGUUUCAAAACGGGCUGUUCCUUUCCAUGACCAUUUUCGCGUGUCGAUUAAUGGCAGAUGGAGUGAAGAGAGAGCAGAUGUGGCUGUAUUUCUUAUGGUUGGUUGUGAAUGAAAUUGAAUUUGAUUUAGGAAUUGCCUAGAUAAGGUCCUCUUCUAACACGCCUGAUCACGUCUGAAAUUGAAUUUGUACAUGUUAAUUUGCUUUACGGUGAUCACGAAUGGUCAUUAUAUCAGAAGCAGACACAAAAAAUCAUGCAGAUCACGACGAGGAUGAGGGCAGUAGCUUACUUACGUCAAGUACUACGAGGGAGGUGGGGAGGGUUUCAUUUAGAAAUUGGCUGCUUCUAACACCCCUGAUCACGGCAACGACGGGAUGGCUCACUCCGCUGGCUGCAGUACUGGCCCAGUUCAUUUGGCGAAUGAAGCCUCUGGUGAUAGCUCUGAAUCUCUUUUGGUUUGGGAUCGGCGUGCUUGUCGUAGCAAUGGCCAUGGAGAGCAGGGACGUGGAGACAGUAAAAGAAGCAGGCGAAGUCACAGCGAGUAUGUCCCAGCUUGGUCUGGAAGAACCUACCACGCUGAAGAUUCAAGGUUCUUCCCUCUCCACAUUGAUGCAGUGGAGCGUAUCAGCCAGAGCAUUGAUAGACGAAGAAACGAAAAGCCGAAGAUCCUCCUUUUCCUUCUUCGAGGAAUACCUCUUCGUCACUGUCUCCAUUAGCGGCAUGGCCUUGUUGACAACUGGGAAAGUGUGUCUGCUGGCUAUUCUAGGAGCACAAGAGGGGGACGCUAGCCGGAAUCUGGCAACAGCUGGGAAAUUGAUUCAGUAUGGGUCAUCUAUCGGCUCCCUGAUUUUCUUCUUCAUAGCAAGGUGGAUUGAAUCUGGCAGAGAGGAUGCUGGAGGUGCUAGCUUGUCCUCUAUUGCAGCUGGUACUAGUUCGAGUUAGGACCACUUAGGAGUCCGUAUCCGUUUCGAUUUUCCUUGGAUUUCCUUUUGGGUAAGCGCAAGGUGCUUUCCGUGAAAAGCAGAUUGAGAACACAAAUCUCUUAUCGACAUGAUGCAAUUUUGCAUUUUUGCACAUGACUUGUUUAGCAUGUUUUCCAAAUUAUUUGGAAUGCGGUACAUAAUAGUGAACAAUGAC
Molecule: messenger RNA, 2477 nt
Organism: Amoebophrya sp. A25
Lineage: Eukaryota; Dinophyceae; Syndiniales; Amoebophryaceae
Source: the annotation of a GenBank genome assembly